Molecule: messenger RNA, 456 nt
Organism: Drosophila sulfurigaster albostrigata
Lineage: Eukaryota; Metazoa; Arthropoda; Insecta; Diptera; Drosophilidae
Product: acyl-CoA-binding protein homolog
Exons: 2
Coding region: 50-373 (107 amino acids)
Biological process (GO): fatty acid metabolic process
Molecular function (GO): long-chain fatty acyl-CoA binding
Source: RefSeq, a predicted model, not a curated record
CUAAACUUUCAUAAAUCGCUAUCAGCUAAAAAACUGGUCAAGUGCUCCGAUGUAUAUAAAGGCUGUGUGUAAGCCCAAUCAGCACUCAGACGCAGUUAAUACAGCUCUAGCCAAAGACAACAUGGAUUUCAACACCGCCACCGAGAAAGCCAAGAGCUUCACCAAGACCCCCACCAAUGAUGAGUUCUUGGAAUUCUACGGUCUCUACAAGCAGGCCACCGUUGGUGACAACACCACCGCUGAGCCCGGCACCUUGGAUCUGAAGGGCAAGGCCAAGUGGGCCGCAUGGAGCAAGCACAAGGGUCUAUCCCAGGAUGCCGCCAAGGCUGCAUACAUUGCCACCUACGAGAAGUACGCUCCCAAAUACGCUUAGAUCUCUGUCUUAGGCUCUUCAAAUUAACACUCAAUAGAUGAACAAAAUAAAAUUGAAAAUUAUUUGCAUAAUUUAAAAACUAA